Meriones unguiculatus (Mongolian gerbil) is the source of this 11549-nucleotide messenger RNA. RefSeq lists its product as uncharacterized. Bases 944 to 2029 code for a protein of 361 amino acids. NCBI's taxonomy places the organism in Eukaryota, Metazoa, Chordata, Mammalia, Rodentia, Muridae. The transcript is spliced from 11 exons. The record is from RefSeq and is a predicted model, not a curated record.
UCCUCCGUCCCCAUGGUGUCUAAUUCUCUGGCACUGCCCCAGGUUGUAGGCCUCACUUGACCACAACAUGUGCAGCUCGGGGACAAUCAAGCUAAAGAGCUCUGAGACAAUUGCCCCUGUCUGAGCGCUCUUGCCUUGGUGCUAUCACACUCCGGAGAGAACAAAACACAUGAGAGGCGCUGAAGGAACAGCAGCUUCAGACAAAGCUUCCUUUCACCACGCCCGUUCCUGUGUCAGCCUGGGGUCUGUGGAGAAGCAGCGACAGCGGAAGCGUCAUUCGAAGAACCCUUAGAUGUGAUCUCCUCAUCACAAGUGCCGCCGACUGCCACAGAAGGGUGGGCACUGAGAAUAGUGGCACCUACCAAGGAGUUCUCACAUUUUCAGACCUAAAGGAUCCCAGGGGCUUGUGUUUCCUGUAGCUGUCACUGUGUCAGACAUUUUAGGGGUGUGUCUAGCUAGGUUGAGGCCUUAGCAACUUCUCAGCUACACCAUGCUUCUGCCCCACAAAUGAUAGGAACUUGUGCUGGGGAUUCGAGGAAACAUGUUACAAUUGCAGAUGGGGGUGGGGUGGGCUCUCACACCAGCAUAAGAAGAAAUCAUACACAGGUGUCCCUCCUGUCCAUCACACACUCUGUUGUGUGUAGAGAUCUGGCUGGAGAAGCAAGCGAGGAGCCAAAGAAAGAUGAAGUUUUGAACUUCAGGGUGAUGGACUGAAAACCGCUGUACCGACAUGAGCUGGAGUCAGCAGAGAGAAGGGAGCCUCAGUUGAGAAAAUGUCAUCAUAAAAUCUGGCUAGAAGACAUUUUCUUAAUUAAGGAUUGAUAUGGGAGGGCCUAGUGCAUUGUGGGAGCAACACCCCUCCAUGGCCUCAGCAUCAGCUCCUGCCUCCAGGUUUGUGCCCUGUUUGAGGUCCUGUCCUGACCUCCUUCAAUGAUGAACAGCAAUGUGGAAGGGUGUAGUUCCUCAGAUCAUGGCCACAGACCUCUACACUGACCGCACGGACUUGAAGCGGCCUCUCCCGAGACGUCGCCUAGCACAAAGCCCUCACCAACAGCCACAGCCUGAGGCCAAGUCAGCAUCCCCGCCCAAGGCCUCAAGCGCAUUCCCUCCAAGGUCCAACGCCUACCUGAUUAUAGGCUUGCAAAACGAGCUGAUCAAACGUGGAAUCUUGAAGAACAUGAGCGACUAUGAGGAUUUCUGGAAGCUGGUUCAGGAGAAAACUCCAGGAGAGGAAAUUAAAGAGAAGCUCCAGAAGAUAAAAUUAAAGUUGAUGAAUCCCAGGCCCUGGCUGCCAGCUGCUUCUAAGAAACAGGAAACCGGGAAGCCAGUCAAUGCCGAUCAGGACAGUGGGGCAUGCCAGGAGACACAGAGUCUGCUUUCUCGACUCACAGAAUGGAGGAAAAGGUGCCAACAGCAUGAAGUGUCUCAGAGGCUGCAGCAAGGGCCUGAGGAGAGCAAGAGUAUGAGUAAGACAAAGAUGGAUUCCCGAGGCAAGAUAUAUCUUAGUCGGUUGUACCAGAUGUAUUCCAGAUCCCUCGCUAACAUGGAAUUCUCCAGAAGACUGCUGGAGAGAGACGGCCGCUUUGCAGACAUGCACGCUGAGCACGGAGCUGGAGGUCUGGUGGAUUACAUGGUCCCAAGUGGACCUUUACAGGCAGAUGCUCCCCCCAGAGAAACGGAGGUGGCCGACCCCCUGGCCCCUGACCAGCAGCUUCGAGCACCACCUGCCCUCCGGUUUCUGAAGAACAAAAGCCCAGGAAGUCCACAGAGAAGUUCCUACCUGAAGACAGGAAGACACCAAGUGACCCUGUGCGGCAUGAGCAAGCUUUCAGAGCAGGAGAGGGGCACAAUUGCUCCUGCCCGGAUAACCACAGAGCCUGUGAGGAGCAAACCUGCUCCUGCCAGGGUGAGCCCAGACCCCAGGCCCGCAGUACCCCUGACCCUGGAACAUAUGAUCCAGACCCAUCCUGUGGUGGAGGUUAAGACAGCAGCGAGCCGAUACUGGGUAAACUAUGUGGAUGAAGAAUAAGAUUUUAUAUGGCCACUAGCUGUCAUUUCCAAGCAGGAAAUGACAAUUUUCCUUUUCUUUGGUCCAACAUUACCAUAUGCAGAGGAGUAAAGCGAUAAAAAGAUGUGCAUGAAAUACCUGGCAUGGGUGCUUCAAUCAUUCUUUCGUUAGAAAGGUGGCACCAUCGUGUGGAACCUAGGACCAUGAAUUCAGAUGGUGGAGAUGGUCGGACACAGACAGCACCGUGGGUGUUGUUUGCAGGCUGAGGAGAUUUAAAAAUGGGGCUUCAGCCAGUGGCUUUCAGUUCUGCUGACUCGUGGUCCUUCCACCCGGUGCCCUCUCUGUAGUGUCUUAAAUGAAAGAAGCUGUUUUCUUUCUUAAAAAAUUAUUUUUAAGAAAGCGUUCAAAUUAUGAGGAGGGAUGAGGAGGCAUGAACAUGAAUCAAGAUGAAAUCAAAUGAGCUUUAUGAGCUAGAAAAAUAUAACUUGGAAGCAGUAUCCAACAAGUGGCUAGAUCAGGCAUGCCUGAAGACACAGCGCAUGAAGUAGAUAGGCCCAAGGCAUGAUCACGUGUGUAGCACUGAGAGACAAAGUGCUGGUCUUAAUGGGCCAGUGGGGUUUAAUCCCAGGCCCAGCAGCAACGGUGGAGAAGCUGUGAAAGGUGCAGGACAGAAGAGAAAGAGAUUUCCAGAGUGGGUAGGAAAUAUCAACCCUCAGAUUUAGGGAGCCCAAAGAAUCACAAACACUAGUAAAAAUGACAGCACCGGCUGGGGAUGUGGCCCAGCGGGAAAGUGCUUGACCUGCAUGCUCAAAUCUCUGGGUUCAGUUCCCAGCACUGUAAAAGUAGUAGUAAAAAUAUUGGGCUCUUGCAGAAGACUUGGGUUCAAUUUCCAGAACCCAGUGGUGGUUCACAGCUGUUUGGGAUUUCAGCGUCAGGGAAGCCGACGCCCUCUUCUGGCUUCUACAGGGACUGCAGGCACAUGGUGCACAGUGCAUGAAGGCAAAACACAUAAAAGAUGAAAAACAGAUUUUAGAAAGUAAUAGUUAAAAAAGCUCAGCCAGGUAUAGAGCACACACCUUUAAUCCCAGCACUCAGGAGGCAGAGGCAGGGGGAUCUCUGUGAGUAUGAGGUCAGCCUGGUCAAUGGAGCAAUUUCCAGGAAGGCCAGGGCUACACAGAGAAACCCUGUUUAAAGAAGAAGAAGAAGAAGAAGAGGAAGAGGAAGAAAAAGAAGAAGAAGAAGAAGAAGAAGAAGAAGAAGAAGAAGAAGAAGAAGAAGAAGAAGAAGAAGAAAGUUCACAAGAAGAGUGAAGAUCCUUAAAGUUCCUCCUAAAGCCAGAGAAAAAGGCAGAUCUCACCAAGGAGUAACUCCCAAAGUGCGGGCAGCUUCCGAGUGGGAAUGACAGCAGACUCUUAGAGAAUCAUUUCAACAAGAAGUAGAAACACUCCUAUAACAAGCCAAACCCAGUACUUUAUUUCUCCCUCAGAGAAAGUAGAAAACGUUAGGCACGCCAGUUCAGCUGUCGAAUUCUGCAGGUAUAUAAGGAGGAAACAGUAGAACUUAAACACAGAUUCUCUAGAGAAAGGGCCAAAGGACCAGCCCCCCCCACCCCCCGUUCCUCCUGUGAGGGGAGCGUAUCCUGGGCCACAAAGCCGGAGCCACGCAGUUGUCGCUCACAACAUGGACAAUGCUCAUAAAAGUACAGUGACAAUCUAAUCUACUAACAGUCUGGUCAUCUCCAUAACUUCUUCCCAUGGGAAAAAUAAUAGCAAAUUAUGAAAGGAGGAAAAAUCCUUGAACUAAGUAUGGGUUUAAAUAUACAUAUGUAAAAAAAAAUGGUGUGUUUAGCAGUGACAUAGGACAGGCUUUUCUUCUGAGGUUAGGAACAACACAAGGAUUUUCAUCAGUUCCACUCUUGUGCAGUAUUGUACCAGAAGCUUGACCCACACAUGGCGAAAAGAAAGUAUAGCACUAUUAUCUUCUGUAAGUUUUAAUUUUUAUUUUAGGUGUAUAGAUGCCAGUGUACCAUGUGCAUAUGGUGCCUGAGGAGGCCAGACAGGGUGUUGGAUCCCUGGAACUGUAGUUACAGGUAGUAAGCUUCUGUGUCAGGGCUGGGAGUUGAACCUGGGUCCUCUGGAAGAACAGCCAGUGCUCUUACCCUCUGGGCCACCUCUCCAGCUUCAUCUUAUACAGUUUAACUGCUACAGGAGAACUUAACUGGGUUUAAUUAUUGCAAACAUUUCUUCUGUGAGGAAGUAGAUGUUUGUUUCUAAAGACAGGGCUUCUCUGUAUAGCAAAGCUCCAGCUAUCCUGGACUCACUUGGUAGACCAGGCUGGCCUUGAACUCACAGAGAUUUGCCUGCCUCUGCCUCCUGAGUGCACUACCACCCCUGGCUAGCAGAAUUCUUCUUUUAAAGAUUGAACUUUUAAAUGUGUGUGUGUGUGUGUGUGUGUGUGUGUGUGUGUGUGUUUGUGUGUGGUUGGCCAGACAUGUCCAAUCUCCUGGUGCUGGAGUCACAGGUGGUUGUGAACUGGGGCUACGUAGGUGCUGGGAAACAAACCUGAGUCUUUUGCAAGAGCAGGUAUACUCCAAAGCACUGAGCCAUCUCUCCAGCCCAGUAAACAGAACUUUAAAGCUACUUGAAUAGUGUCUUCUAACUUUAGGUGAGGCUCUGUCUCAGUCUCAGAUGGUCCAGAGGAGGAGAAGACCCCAAGUUCUGAGCUGCUGCUUUCAGGUUCCUUGGAAGGAAGGUAGAAGUUGUCCUCCGGUCUUUGUUUUCUUGUCAGCAUCUGUUGAUGGCUUACUUCUUCACCCCUGGCACCUGGGAGCAGGGAGCUGGUAUUUCAGGAAUACAGUCUCAGUCACCUUCCCCAUCUCAAGGUGACACUCUGUGCUUAAGUUUAAGAGAAAGUAGGAAAAGCUGUCACCUUGGAAGAUUUGAUUAAGUUGAGGGAGCACUUAAAUAAAUAUUUAAUGAGGCUAAUGGACUGUCAAGUCAUAUUAGAAAUAGAAUUGUAAUCUGUAGAAGUGUAUAUUCCCAUGGCUGACUUGUCUGAGCUCUUGGGAAAAUCGGAAAGUGAGUUACAGAGUAGAAUUAGGGGUGAGUUCAGAAAAUAAGUUUGUGGCAUUCCUUCAGUACGUGGAUGACAGAUAUGUUUAGUAAGCUAUCAUGUCAUUAGUCCAAUAAGAAUAUUCAUGGUGUGUGUGAGGGGUGAGGAGGGAUGAAUCUCAGACCUUUAGGAUGGUUGAGAUGGGAAAAUAUUUUGAGCCCAUGAAUUCAAGACCAGCCUGGUCAACAUGGUAUUGAGGAAGAAAAACACAGAAGGAAAGAACAAAUGAAGGAGAGGUAGGAGAAAGGGGAGGGGGUAAGAAAAGAAGGAAGGAGUCAAGGGAGGAAGAAAAAAUGGAAGGACAGGGAAGGAAAAAAAAGGAAGAAAGACUGCCACUUUCCCUCCUCAUCAGCCAGUGAGCAAGAAAGAACCAAGAAAAAUAAGUAGUCUAACUAAGUGCAGUCUGUUAACACCAUUCGAAGCACCAGACAUCUGUGUACACAGCACAGUCCCGGAAGGUUGCAGAUAAGCUGAACCUGUUUAUGCCAGUUAAGGGACCAGAAGUGUUUAAGAUGUCAGGAGUUUUGCAGGUUUUGAAACCUUUUUACAGACUUUCAUGGUUGAGCAUCUCUCAAUGUCUGUUUCUUAAAUACCUUGUAGCCAAGGCUAGAGAGAUGUCUCAGUGGUCAAUAGCCUUUGUUUCUCUUGCAAAGGACCUGGGUUGAUUCCCAGCACCCACAUGGAAGCUCAUAACCUUCCAUAAUGCCAGUUCUAGGGGGUCCGAUGCCCUCUUCUGACCCUUGUGGGCAACGCACAGGUGAUAGGCUUUUGUACACACAGCCAGAAUACACAAACAUUUAUAUGAUAAAUCUUAUGCUAAAAUAAUCUAACAACAACAACAAACAAACAAACCCCAUCUUGCAACCCAGUCAGAAAUGCUGAGUGGCAGCCGCAGAAAUGGUAGCUGGAUAGGAAAGCAAAGCACAUCCUGUGAAAAUCUCAGUGUGCUUUUCUGUUUCUGAAGAACUCUGGGUCCCCAGCUGGCAUGGAGCUGCAGUUCCAUAUGUCCUAGUGGACUGGAAUGAUGCCAAAGCUGGAGGGGUGACUCGAUGCCCUCUUUGGACUUUCAUCCAUUGGCUGUGUGAUCAUCAGCUCGGGCACCAACUUCCAAAAGGUGUUCAAACCUGGACUGAAAAUGAAGCCAUGGGGGCUGGGGAGAUGGCUCGGAGGUUAAGAACACUCCUGCUCUUCCAGAGCACGGGGUUCAAUUCCCAGCACCACAUGUCAGCUUGUAACUGUCUGUAGCUACAGUUUCAGGGGGACCCAAACCUUUCCGCAGCAGUAUGAGUUUAAUUCCUGGAGUCCACGUGGCAGAAGGAGAGACCUGACUCCUAUAAAUUGUACCCCAUUUCCAUGUGAGUGUAGUGGAACAUGUAUGCCACACAAACACACUUACACACAUAGGCACUCAAUGUAAAAUAUAUGUCUGCACACACACACAUAAUGUCUCAUUUUGUACCUCUGUCUGCCUUGGAGACUUGGAACAGGCUAUGUAGACCAGGCUUAGCCUCAAACUCACAGAGACCUGCCUCCACUGUGGCAUUAUGUGUACUACCAUGAUUGAAAAAAACAAAAAAACGACAAUUUUCUUUUCUUUUCUUUUUUUUUUAAAUAAAGUCGUAGAGAACUGGAAAGGAGUUUAGUUCCCAGUGUUCAUUUCAGCUCACAACUGUCUAUAACUCUAGCUCCAGGGAAAUCUGAUCCCUCUGGCUUCUAUAGAUACCUGUGUGCCUUAGUGUGCAUGUGUGUGUGUACAUAGACACACACACACACACACAGACACACACACUGAAAGGCUCGUUCUAACAUAGACCUCCCAUUUUUUCCUCUUAACUCCUGCAAAGCUGUCUGCUUCAGAUUCAGCCACCUUGUCUCUUUGCCUUGCUUAGUAAAGAAUUACUCUGUGCUGGAAAUUGGUGUUUGGGUGUGGCCUGUGUCAAGAAAGGACCACCUUUUACUACUCAAGUCCCUUCACACAUAAUUAAAAAUAAAAUAUAAAAAGAAAAAAAAACGUUAAGAGAAAAGCCAGAUUUUCCUGCUCGUGUCCUCUUUUGAACUAUGUGCUGUUAGUUUUUUUGUAAACUUGACACAAGUUAGAGUCAUCUAAGAGGAGGGAACCUCAAUUGAGAAAAUGCUCCCAUAAGAUUAGCCUGUAGGGAACUCUUAGGACAUUUUCUUCAGUAAUAAUUGAUGUGGGAGGGAGACUGGUGCUCCCCUUGGCCUGGUGUCCCUGGAUUCUAUAAAUAAGCUGGCUGAGAAAGUCAUGCAGGAGCAAGCCACAAAACAGCAUUCCUCCGUGGCCUCUGCUUCAAGUCCAGCCUCCAGGUUCCGGCUGAGCUCCUCAACUGACCUCCCUGCAUGAUGGAACAUAAGUUGUAAGUGGAACAAACCAUUUCUUCCCAUCUUGGUUUUUGCCCUGCUGUUUUAUCACAGGGAUAGAAACUCUAACUAGACAGAAAUUGGUGCAAAGAGUGGGGUGUUGCUGCGACAGACCUGACUGUGUUUUGGGGAAGAUUAUGGUGGUGUUUGAACUUUGGGCUGGAAAAGCCAUUGCGUGCUCAGCGGGCUGUUCUUUGGGAGCCUGGAAGAUAAGAGUGUUGAGAGUAAUGCAAGAUGGUGGAGGGCUGGCUUGUGAAGCUUCAGAGGGAGGCAGAGAUCCUUUUUAGGCCAUUUAUGCGAUACUGUGAAUGAAGAUUCUGUGGUUCAGGUCAGUGGAGCUGAAGAAUCAGAUGUGAUUAAGAAGAGGCAAGCAUCAUGCUUUGGGACAGUGUAAACUUUUUCUUUUCUUUUUUUUUUAGAUUUAAGAAGGAGUCACCGGGCAUAAUGGGAAUUUAGGACGUGGUGAGAGUUCAAGGCCAGCCUAGUCUACAUGAUGAGUUUCAGGCUAGCCUGGGCUACGUAGUGGGACCUUGUCUUAAAAAAAAUGUAGUCAUAUGGGUAGACUUUGCCCUCUCCAGGUCAAAUGUCUUUUGUACCUAGUUGUGUGAAUGUGGUGAGUGAGCAAGAGGAAGCAACAACAGCACCUCGUUUCUACUUUCUAUAGACUUAAGAUAUUUUAGUGGAAAUAAAAUAGUUUUAAAUAAAGAAUCAGCAGUCAAAAGCGCACUCAUUUCUGUGAGCUUUAGUUUCCUAUCUGUAGAAGACUGUUGCCGCCUGCUUUACAGGGUUAUUCUUCUAAGUGCCGUGUAGCUAAUUUCCUGCAUACAAUAGGCUCUCUUGUAUUAGCUGGGACAGGCCUCUGGAAGAUGGGGUGUGGGUCCUAGGAUGUGCUAUUUCUAAGUGGGCUUUCUACUCUAUUCAGCUUGGUAGGGUCUGCUGUUGGGAGCUACUGAUUCUGCAUCUAUUCUCAGAAGUGUGUUAAGAGUCCCUCCUCCCCCUCUCCUCAUUUUCCUUUUUAAAAUCAGUCUUGCCCUUGAUAUGUGGGAAGAUUUAUCUUAACCCUCCCUUUCCUGCCUGGAAGCUCCCUCGGGCCUUUCCUGUUGGCUAGCUGUCAGCAGGUGGGCACAGCCUCCUACCUCACACCUACUCCUCCUGGAAGCUGCCUUUAGGCUUCAACCCACUUCGCUGGUCACCCUCCUGGGAUAUUCUCACAGUCAAAUCAUUCUCCUGCUAGUUACUAUCUUUGUCUUUAAUGCCCCUGGAAAUUCCUAUUAAAAGCCUUUAAAUCAGGGCUCUUCUCUUCUGGGAUUUUUGUGGGACUUCAAAUUCCACCUACCAGGACCCUGGAGACCACCAAACCUCCCCUGUGUAAGAAGUCUGCUAGGCAGCUACCCUCUCAGAGUCCUCCUUUGGGCAUACCCCUCAGCCCUCCCGUUCUUUAUCAGCUCUGAAGUGUCACACCAAAAAUACCUCCUCUAUGCCCCCCCUCCAUCUUCGUUCCCAGUCGCUGGGGAGUCUUCACUGUCAUUUAAAUUAGGCUCCGUCACAGUUUGUUGUUCUCCUCCAGGCCCCAGCCUCACUGGGGUUCUCUGCAUGUUCCAAAUCCCUCUCCAAACAUUAAGGAUUCCAGUGGCCCCUGGACCUAGAGAAGCCUUGUAGUCAUGGCCCAGGUGCCCAAGGGAGCUUGGCACACCCUCUUGUCUCUGCUCUCCUGGGUGAAUGGUGGGUCCUAGCUGGAGCUCAGAGCCUGCUGUGACAUGUGGUUCCAGUCCCCUAUGGCUUGGAAAUAAGGCCAGCCCUCUCCUGAACCACAGACCCUGGAGUGAACAGUGUGCUUCUACUGCACUGCCUACUGUCUCUUCUGCUAGAAGAUGGGAUUUCAGGGCUUUCCAAAAUAAGUGUGUGUGGGGGAGGGAGCACAGUACAAUUACCUGUAUACAACCACUUGCUAAAUCGACUGAGCUCCUGUAAUGAUUUGAUUUCUGGAGUAAUUCUAAGCCUCUGUCUACCUCUGCUUCCUCUGGGAAGACACACUCAGCUCACUUUUUGAGGGCUCCGUUAGUGGUAAACAGAACAAUACAGAUAGGAAAAAAAAAAUGCCUGGAGUUCUGUCUUCAGAAAGUGUGCAGGACCGGCAGGUCUGUGUCAGUUUGUAGGCGGGUUUUAAUGAGGUGGCUGCUGCUCCUCCUAGACACAAUGACACCUGCAUUCCACUGUCCCUGCGUUCAGGAAGAGCUCCAUCUGAGCGGAGUCGUCUGUGCAAAGAUUCUUUUAUCUCAGAUUUGGCCCAGGUUGAGCAGAGGAAGGAGAAAUAGCAUGGAACCCCACCCCCCUCCCCAAAAGGGUUAAUGGAAUGAGCAGGAGAAUAGGCCAAGACUAAAAAGAAAUAACUCACAUUGGUCACCUGGAAACAGCUGUUAGGCCAGAGGAUAAGGCAGAACCUGGUGGAGACAGGUUCAGGAGACACUGCCUGAAGGAACAAAAGGCUGCAGUAGAAGACUAUGGAAUAGCAUGACAGAGAUCCAGAGGGAACUGAGACUGCCAAAAACUCAAAGGCACAGCAAAGAAAUAAAAUCUGCAUGGGAGGCCGUAAAACCCAGGAGUGGCAUAGAGACAAAUUGACAGGGUGGUGUGGUGCAAAUACUUCACACACCAUUCAGUGCCGUGCAGAAGGACAUGAGAUGAAACAGCCCAGGGGAGCAGGAGAAACGGAAAAUAGUCAGGGGCUGUCAUUCCCAGGCAGAUGACUGCGGAUGUAGAAAGCGAAGGUAUGGAGGCUGGGGAAUCAAGCUGCCUGCCCUAGAAAGUACCAAGCCAUUGGCCAUAGAGUCCCCUGUUUAGCCUUGGACUCAAAGAGCAGAGGGUUUUAGGGAGAAAUGUUGGCUGGUUUAUUUGUUGUCUGUGUGCCAACUCCUGUCCCUAAGCCACCAGAACAUUGGCUCAUGGCUCGUGAGGACAGUUGGGAUAGGAUUGGACCUGAAGAUGCCUUCUUGGGCUGCCCCUCACUCACUUCUGCAGUCUUCCUCUUGCUUGCACGGCAGACUCUUCCCAGUCACAGUGACCUGUGAAGGGGAGUCCUGCUGGCUCAUUUCAAAAGUCGUUUAUUCUUUUCUGCAAAACCACAGCCACAGAAUCCGAUGUCCCUUUAAAUAAAAAGCUCAAUGUUAGGCAGCCUAAAGAGUCCUGCCAUUGCAAAAGCGCUCACCAAAGCCACUGCUUUCUUUCAUCAUUUGGCGACAGACUUAUUUUCACUGACGCCAUCUCUUCACUAAGUUAGGAUUAGGGGAUGCUGUGUCUGCUUGGUCAGCUUGGGGCAUCAGGAAGUAGAGAAGGGCUAGGUUGCUACACUGGGACCUGAACCGUGAUUGUGGCUCACAUACAGCACUCAUGUGUUCUGCAACACGGAUAUGCUUAUUCCCAACAUCAGAAAAGGAGUGCGUUUGUUUAUUCAUUCAUCCACCCACUUAUUACUUAUUUAAUUUCCUUCAAGAAAGAAGACUCUGGAGUGUGAGGUCAGGAUUCAGAAUGACUCCUCUUUUCCAUUCCAGCUCUGAAGGACAGGGGGCUUUGUUGUCUGAGAAGGGGUGCGACCAGGGAAACUGCCCCUCUGGGAAUUGCUGUGGGCAUACAUUUAUGGUUCCUGGGCCUUUUCCUUUGUUUGUUCUUGGUGGGAAGGUGCAGAGGCCUAGGCUUCAAGCCUCUCUUUUUCUGGGAUGGUUGAGGCUUCCCUAGGACAAGCCAACCUGAGAGAGGAGCGGUAGAGUAGUGCCAAGGCCACGCCUCUCCCAAGGAAGCGCAGGUUAUUAACUGGGAAUUCUUUACAGCUGGCCCGGAGGAAGCUUUUGGCUGUAAACUGUCAUGCACCGCAGCAUUCCUUGAAAAGGCUGCGAACAAGUUUCUGAGGACAAAGAUCAGAGUCAACCACAGAAGACAAAAUAGCUAACUAAUCCCUGAAAGUUGCUUCUAGCCCUACCCGGGAUGCGGCUUCACUGACUGCACUGUGGAGUGCAGAGAUUUCACUGCUCAGGGUAGAAAAGUAACAUUAUUUAUU